This is a messenger RNA of Myxocyprinus asiaticus (Chinese sucker), 3740 nucleotides long. Its product is annotated as multiple epidermal growth factor-like domains protein 9. Gene Ontology annotation, biological process: axon guidance. Gene Ontology annotation, molecular function: extracellular matrix structural constituent. The transcript is spliced from 6 exons. Bases 119 to 1837 code for a protein of 572 amino acids. Gene Ontology annotation, cellular component: basement membrane. Lineage: Eukaryota; Metazoa; Chordata; Actinopteri; Cypriniformes; Catostomidae. The record is from RefSeq and is a predicted model, not a curated record.
GUUCACUGCGCGAGUGGACAAGUGGAAGUAGUGGGCUCAAACACGGAUUUCGUUGAAAGAAAUGUGUUUACUACUAAAGGAUAAACUUUAAACGUUUCACAUGGGGAGCUAAAAGCGUAUGCGUUACAGUAUGUUACUGGUUUCAAUUUUGGAAUUACUGUUGUUUGGAUGCACAGCUGGCUUGUUUCGUUCCGCACACCGCGCGAGCGAUGAUGACAACUCAGGCGCGAGACUCCCGCGUGCUGUGUUGGAGGAGCCGCUGCAAGCGACCACCAUCCCAAACCACUUACAGGAGGACGACGGGAACUACAGGUUUUCACCUUUCACCCCCAAAAUGACUAUCACAACCAAGGACUCUAGGACAACUGGUAAAACUAGCCAACUACAGCCCCUCUGGGUGACCACCACCACGGCUGCGCCUGUGACCAAAACAAUAGACCCAACCUUUAAACGCAGUCGAGUCAAAGAAAACUCUACAUUCACCACAGGACUAAACAUUACAGUUAAGCCUACUUCCUCCUAUCCAGUAAAUCAGACACAAAACACACCACCACCUACACUGGAUACUGCAAACAGUUCAUGGACAGUGAGAAGCACCUCUAAGCCUCUUUUCCUGACUACUGAGAAAGGUCCUCAAUGUAACUGCAGUGCUGAGGGGUCAGUGGACCCAGAUGCCUGUGACAGGUUCACGGGUCAGUGUGUGUGCAUGACUGGAUACACAGGUCACUGGUGUGACGAAUGUGAGGAUAAGUAUUUCACCAAUGGGACGAAUGGCUGCCAGGCCUGUGACUGUGACUCCUAUGGAGCCAUGAGCCAACUCUGCAAUAGUUCAGGUGUGUGCAUGUGCAAGAUGGGAGUGCACGGGGACAAGUGUGACGACUGCCGCCCAGGCUUCUCACACUUCAGCAGCACGGGAUGCCAACCAUGCCAGUGCAAUAAUCACAGCAGCUACUGUCACCCACAAUCAGGCAUCUGCGAGAACUGUCAGGGCAACACCAUAGGACCCAGCUGUGAGAACUGCAGGUAUAAUUUCUACCGAAGGCCUGGGUCUCCUGCAACAGACGCCUGCAUCCCCUGCCCCUGCUCCAGCGUCACUUCCACAGGCAGCUGUAGGCUGGACUCAACGGGCCAGCCGGUCUGUAGCCAGUGCAAGCCAGAGUACCAGGGUCCUAACUGUGAGCAGUGUAGUGAUGGCUUCUACAAUGCCGACAGCAUCUGCCUUCCCUGUAACUGCAGCGGGAAUGCGGACCCCCGCACAUCCCCUCGGAUCUGUCACCCGGACACGGGCCACUGCCUGAGCUGCAUCAACAAUACUACGGGCCUGCACUGUGAGCACUGCGCAGAGGGUUUUACAGGGGACGCGCUCACCAGAAACUGCUCUCCUAAAGUCGUCCACACUACUCCUUCAACCACUACCCACUGGUUUCACUACAGCACCAUGACCUCCAGCCCCAAUGCUACAGCCCAAUUUACCUCCACCUCUUUAGCGACUACGCUGAUAACCAGCCUGGCCAGCUCCACCCCCAACACCACCACCGCCACAGUGACACCGCUUCCAUGGAAUCAUUUUAACAUCAUCGUCCUAGCUGUCAUCAUCAUAGUGGUGGUAGCUCUCAUGGCUGUGGUGGGCGGCGUGUACACUUACAGAGAGUACCAAAACCGCAAACUGAACGCCCCCUUCUGGACCAUUGAGCUGAAGGAGGACAAUAUAAGCUUUAGCAGCUAUCACGAUAGCAUUCCAAAUGCUGACAUAUCAGGGCUUUUAGAGGAUGAAGUGAGUGAAAUGGGCAAUGGACAACUUGCUUUAACUGGACCUGGUAUUUUGUAUAAGGUGUAAUUGAUGUCGAGUCUUCCAUAGCAUUGUGCCAGAAACUGGGUUGCUAUGCCAGCGCUGGCCCAACAGUGGGCAGAUAGUGGACCCAUGGAUACGUGGACUACAACCCCCCACCCCCCUUGGAGUCAAGUUGUCUUAGGAGGAAUGUGCACACAAUGCAAACACUUAAAAGCACUCCAAUAAAAAGAAAAGAAGAAAAAGGAAAUGAUGGAUAGACAAGAAAGAGAGGAACAUCCCCUGUGCAUCAUAACUGAAAGACCAAGUUAACCAUUCUUCCUUUUGAAGACCUUUGGAAAGUCCAAGCUAAAACAUGCUGUCUUUGAAGAAAGAGCAGAGAUGCAGAAACGAAUUUACUAAUGCGUGACAGAAAACUAAAGACUGAAGCAUGUCUGUUUGAGUAGUGAUUUCAAUACACAUGCAUGAAGUUUCAUCACACAUGGGUAGAUCAAUCAAAUGCUUAGUAACAUUAUUUGCACAUUUUCAUGCAAAUAAAUGCUGACAUGCAGAUGCUUACUUGCCGGUACCAUUACGUCCGUUCACCUGUUCCCUUUGUAAAUGCAGAGGAUGUUUUAAACACACAGAGAGGACAUUUAUUUGAUAAGCUCAGGAUGGAUUUUGUUUUUAUUGUGAAAAGCACACCAUAAUACAAGCUGAACUUGUGCGUAUCCCCGCUUUUAGUGCCGCUACAAAACAAGGGUAUCAUACAUGUGAUUACACUUUCAUGAUUUAGGGGGAAGUGUUACACUGGGUCUGAAAUACAGAGUAAUGUAGAAUGCAAUGGAAGUACAUAAUACUGAUUGACAAAUGCUGAAUGAUUUAUCCAUUCAUUUAAAAGUACAACAGUAGAUGAUUUCUUUUUAGGCCAAAGAGGAUCUGUGUUUUAAAAGUAGAGUGCCUGUCAAGUUCUUGUCACAGUUUUAUACGGCAAAGUGGAUUUAGGGGACUGUUCCAUGUAUAAUGGGAUUUUAUUUGUUUUGGUUUUAUUUAUUUUCAGGAAUUUCUCCUCAGUCCACUUUUCCUAUUGAAGGGUGCCAUGUUGUGUGGACUCUGAUUUGAAACAGACUCUGUUUGGGAGAGUUUAUCAAGUUUUUAUAAUUUAUUUUGGAUGGACCUCUCUCUCAAGUUGAUGAUUUAAAAACAUAGGGUCAGUUUGUCUCUGUUUUGCAGCAGGUCCAAAGAGCAGGGGAACAAAUUUGAUCAGUUGAGCAUUAGUCAUGCCCAUUCAAUCUUACAGUCGUACUGGAUUAAUCAAUCACUUCCUGUAUGUAGCACAGGCUAAAACAAAUUGAGAGAGAGGUUCAAUGGAUGAAUGAGAGAACAUAUUUGAGUGUGUGGGUGCUGAGAGUGGUAAAAUAAUAUAUGACUGUGUUGUAUAGAGGUGUAAAAAAAAAAAAAACAUGCCAGGUCAGUCAGUAAGACUGAUAAAAAGUAAUAUAAAAGGGUGUGUAAGAAUGUGAAAAAUCUAUAAUCAGUUUUAAUAAGUAAAAAUUGGAAGGCGUUGGCCCAAACUUGAAGACAAGCGCUACAGUUUAUCUCUGUCUCUAGCUGUAUAUUAGAUUACUUUUGCAACAUCUCCCUUUAGCUUCCUUCCCACCUCCACAGUCCUGAAGUCAUCCUUCUGAGGUGUGUUUAAACAAAACUAUGUAAAUAUUAGAUGUACAGAAUGGUUGUCAUGAGGAGGCUGCUAUUGUAUCGGUACAUGUGGCGACAAGGAAAAGGUAAAUUGUCUUGUUUCUGUAUCCAGCACACUUGCACAUACAUAGAAAAUACAUUUGAACAACUCUCGUAAUGGUGUCUUAAUUUCACAGAGACUAUUGUAUGGAUUGUGCAUCAUUCAUGGUGCAUGGUGCACCGCACUCACAACACAGCUAACUCUGAAAUAUUUCAAUAAAAGCAAGUUUUGCUA